This is a messenger RNA of Polychytrium aggregatum, 820 nucleotides long. Its product is annotated as TLD-domain-containing protein. The record is from RefSeq and is a predicted model, not a curated record. NCBI's taxonomy places the organism in Eukaryota, Fungi, Chytridiomycota, Chytridiomycetes, Polychytriales. Gene Ontology annotation, cellular component: nucleus. The transcript has 5 exons. Gene Ontology annotation, biological process: response to oxidative stress. Bases 169 to 729 code for a protein of 186 amino acids.
GCCGAUCGACAUCGUCGGGGCCAAGUCGGGCUCAUCCAUCGACCGCUCCCACAGCGUGCGCUCCAGAAACUCUCUCGAUGGCUUCCCAGGAUCCAUAUCUAGCUUCUUUUGGGAGAUGGCCAAGGUAGCCGGUCGGGUGGCAUUUUCUCCUGAAUACGUGGUUCAAGGAUGUCGUUGAUCGACAUCAAGCGCCCACCCGUGAGGCUGGAAGGUCGAAAUUCCGAUCUCGAAGGGAUUCUGCUGCCUCCUGUCGUGGAAAAGAUUCGCCCACACUUGCCACCAUUUUUGCGCGAGUCGUCAACGUGGAUACUGAGCUACAGUCUGGAUCAACAUGGCAUCAGUUUGAACACUCUCUACAGGAGAAGUGAGGAAAAUGGCCCGUCUCUUGUUGUUAUCCGAGACGGAGACGGCGGGACGUUUGGUGCUUUUGCAUCCGAGGCCCUGCACAUCGAGCCAACGUACUUUGGAAACGGUGAAUGCUUUCUGUGGAAGCUGAGUGACGACGGGGAUAUCCAAGUAUACCCGGCCACAGGAGCGAAUGAGUAUCUGAUCUACGGCGAGCCUCAUAUGUUUGCUUUCGGUGGAGGCCAAGGUCGAUUUGGUCUCUGGAUAUCCGAUGAUCUUUACAACGGACACAGCGAACCUUGCGACACCUUCAAGAACGCUCAACUCUCAGCGAAAUCCGAGUUUAUUGUUGUCGCCAUUGAGAUUUGGUCAUUCAAAAUUUAGGCAGAACAGUGCGACACAUCGCCAUUCCGAUGGGAUAGCACCGGAUUUUCAAUUUUGGAUUUGAAAUCAACGUUAUUUUUGUAUGAUAGUU